Messenger RNA from Odocoileus virginianus texanus, 3391 nucleotides. NCBI's taxonomy places the organism in Eukaryota, Metazoa, Chordata, Mammalia, Artiodactyla, Cervidae. The record is from RefSeq and is a predicted model, not a curated record.
GUGAGGCCCAGGAUCCAGACGCUGUGUGGACGUCUCCGUUCUGUCUUGCAGCCGCGGCUGAAGGCCUCCAGGUCACAGUGCCCGACAAGAGGAAGGUGGCCAUGCUUUUCCAGCCCGCUGUGCUGCAUUGCCGCUUCUCCACGUCCUCCCGCCAGCCGGCGGUCGUCCAGUGGAAGUUCAAGUCCUACUGCCAGGAUCGCGUCGGGGAGUCCCUGGGCAUGUCAUCUCCACGGGCCCAGUCUCUCAGUAAAAGAAACCUGGAGUGGGACCCUUACUUGGAUUGCUUAGACAGCAGGAGGACUGUUCGAGUGGUAGCUUCUAAACAGGGCUCGACUGUGACCCUGGGAGAUUUCUACAGGGGCAGAGAGAUCACGAUUGUUCACGAUGCAGAUCUUCAAAUUGGAAAACUCAUGUGGGGAGACAGCGGACUGUAUUACUGCAUCAUCACCACCCCUGAUGACCUGGAGGGCAAGAACGAGGAUUCCGUGGAGGUACUGGUGCUGGGCAGAACAGGGCUGCUUGCUGAUCUCUUGCCCAGUUUUGCUGUGGAGAUUAUGCCAGAGUGGGUGUUUGUCGGCCUGGUGGUCCUGGGAGUCGUCCUCUCCUUCGUCCUGGUGGGGAUCUGCUGGUGCCAGUGCUGUCCUCACAGCUGCUGCUGCUACGUCCGCUGCCCAUGCUGCCCCGACUCCUGCUGCUGCCCUCGGGCCUUGUAUGAAGCAGGGAAAGCAGCAAAGGCCGGGUACCCUCCCUCUGUCUCCGGUGUCCCUGGCCCUUACUCCAUCCCCUCUGUCCCCUUGGGAGGAGCCCCCUCAUCUGGCAUGCUGAUGGACAAGCCGCAUCCACCUCCCCUGGCACCAAGUGACUCCACUGGAGGAAGCCACAGUGUUCGCAAAGGUUACCGGAUCCAAGCUGAUAAAGAGAGAGACUCCAUGAAGGUCUUAUACUAUGUCGAGAAGGAGCUGGCUCAGUUUGAUCCAGCCAGAAGGAUGAGAAGCAGAUAUAACAACACCAUCUCGGAACUCAGCUCUCUGCAUGAGGAGGACAGCAGUUUCCGCCAAUCUUACCAUCAGAUGCGAAACAAGCAGUUCCCUGUGUCUGGGGACUUGGAGAGCAAUCCUGACUACUGGUCAGGUGUCGUGGGAGGCAGCAGCGGGGCAAGCCGGGGGCCCUCGGCCGUGGAGUAUAACAAAGAGGAUCGGGAGAGCUUCAGGCACAGCCAGCAGCGCUCCAAAUCGGAGAUGCUGUCCCGGAAGAACUUCGCCGCUGGGGUGCCCGCCGUCUCCAUGGAUGAGCUCGCGGCCUUUGCCGACUCCUACGGCCCGCGGUCCAGCAGGGCGGACGGCAACAAACAGGAGCUGCGAUGCGGGAGCCGCUUCGAGCGCUCGGAGGCGCGGGCGCACGGGGCCCUCUACCAGGACGGCUCGCUGGAGGAGUACUAUGGGCCGCGGAGCCGCAGCCGGGAGCCCCUGACCGACGCGGACCGCGGCUGGUCCUACAGCCCCCCGCGCCGGCGGCCGCCGGACGACGCGCACUUGCCGCGCCUGGUGAGCCGCACGCCGGGCACCGCGCCCAAGUACGACCACUCGUUCCGCGGAUCCGGGCUGGAGAGGCAGGUGCGGCCGGAGGGCGCCAGCCGCGGCGGCAGCCUCGAGACGCCGUCGAAGCUGAGCUCGCAGCUCGGCCCUCGCAGCGCCUCCUACUACGCCUGGUCGCCGCCGGCCACCUACAAGGCGGGCGCGCCUCCGGACGACGAGGAGGACACGCCCGACGACACGUUGCCUCCCUACAGCGAGCUCGAGCUCAGCCGGGGCCCGUCCUACCGCGGCCGCGACCUGCCCUACCACAGCAACUCGGAGAAGAGGAGGAAGAAGGAGACGCCCGUGAAGAAGACGAGUGACUUUCCAACCAGGAUGUCCCUUGUGGUCUGAUAUUUGUUUUCAAGACAACUCACUGAAUGACUGGGAAUUGGAAACAGAACACGGGAACAAGACACAAAUCCAAGAGCCAGCAGGCCCGGGACCUUCUUGGGCCACCACCUUGGAAGAUUUGCUGAUCUUUGCUUUGGCAAGGGAUGGGGGGCAGCCUUUAAGGGAGGCUGAGUCCAAACCUCAGUGCCCAUCUAACUAGUUUGAGAAACUUACCAAGAAAACAACUACAGGUGAACACAUUCCCACACGUGGAGUUUAUCACCCAGAGUUCUUCCUGCCCUGUCUCCUCCCUUAGCCAAACCAGGAUCCCUUUUCCAUUUCUGAAAGAGAGUUAGCUCUGGACUGCUAAUCUCCAGAUAAUGCCUGUGCUACAGGCUGCUUUUCCAUACCUCCUGUGCUGUGCUUAGAGACAGAGUCGAUUACUACUAUUAGAAGGCCUUUACCCACAGCAGAAGAUAGCUUCAGGCAAAAUACACCUUUUAGCCCCGUCACUUCCCAGUCACUAGUCAGUGACGGUUGUUACACUGCAAUCAGGCCUGUGGUGAGCUCAGUGACCAUGACCUGCCGGACAAUCACAGAAAUGACUUCAAUUUGCUGUUCUGAAUGACAGUUCUUGGCUGGAACAAAACAAGAGCUGUCGAAGUGGUAUUUCUUUCUCCAUUCUAAGAACACGAACUGCUUUUUCUCUCUUGUCAUAGCGAUGUGAGUCUUGGACAUCAAGGGCUCUUCUCGUCCUCCCCUUUCCUGGGCUGUCCACAGGUUGGUGCCACACACAGAGCCCCGUGUCCCUCUGCACUCUGAUUAGGUUAUCAUCAGGUGCCUUUUGAUAAAUGCUGAAGAUACGCAUAUGAAAGAGAAGAGAGGAAAAAAAGAGGAGAAAAGAAUAAUGCAAACGAAAGAAAAAUGAGAAAGAAUCUAAGAAGAAAAGAAUGUAUGGUCUCACUAUAUGUUGAAUAUGGGCCAUUUCCUCCACAGGCUCCGCUGGCUCUUCUGUGUGUUUUAUACGUCAUUUACCGUGAGUUGUUCCUGCCCAUCCCAGUUUCAUCACUCCAGGACACCUGAGUGUGGAGCGGGCAUCACCAGGCUGCCACUCUAGAUGCUCUUGGGAGAUGAGGGAUACUGCUUUCUCAGGAAGGAGCACUUCCUACUCCGUGUGUGCAUGCUAAGUCACUUCAGUCGUGUCUGACUCUUUUCAACCCCAUAGACCAUAGCCCGCCAGGCUCCUCUGUCCAUGGGAUUCUCUAGGCAAGAAUACUGGGGUGGGUUGCCAAGCCCUCCUCCAGGUGAUCUUCCCAACCCAGGGAUCAAACCUGCUUCUCUUACGUCUCCUGCAUUGGCAGGUGGGUUCUUUACCACUAGCACCACCUGGGAAGCCCUUUUCUAUUCCCACCCCUGCCUAAAGGAUAGAUUUUGCCUAAAUCUCAAAUCCAGGUCUCUUUGGAUUUCAUAAUUUGUAUAGAUUG